CCUUUCACAAGAAAAGUAGAAAACCCCAUCUCAGUUUACCCUCUCUCUCUCUAGCUGGUCGGUUUCAUCUCCCAACGACAACCCCGAAAAAAAGAACGCACAAAUAUUUCAAUUUCUCUUCUAAAUUCUCGAGGACUAAAUCGAAAGCCAUAUAUCUCUUCGAAUCCGAUCUUCAACUCCUCACUCAAAAUCAACCUUCCAUGCUUUUAUCUGAGCAUAUUUGAAUCUAAGUGAACUUCGAGAGUGAAGUGAGGCAUGAAGCGGGAGUUGGAUUACGGAUUGGAGGUUUCACUCCUUCCAACUCGGGACUCAGUGAUUCAGAUUCAAACUCAGGACAGUUCUGCUAUUAGUUGUAAAAGAGUUAAAGGUACUCAAGUGAAUGGUUACAUUGUUUACACUCGAGUUAAAAAGUCUAGAAGUAAUGGCCGUGAUGAGUUUUCGGAUAACUUAGGAAACAUAAAGCUCAAGGACUUCAAUAAGCCGAUGAAUGGUGUUAAAGAGUGUUUAGUUGAAGAGGAUCAGAAGAAUAGAGCUUUGAAAGAAGCAAGUGAGGUGAAGAAUAAUGUAAUUGAAGGUGUGAUUGGAGUUAGAACGGGAAAGGAAAAUGUAGUGGAAGAUAAUGUUAUUGAUAAGGGCUUAGUUGAUCGAGAUUUUGUUGAAGGGGGUCCACUUGUAGAGGCCUUGAUUGAAGAGAGCCGUAUUAUUGGAGAAAAUGCUAUUGUAGGUAACCUUAUAGUUCAGAAAAUUGGAAGUGAUGGCGGGCCUGUUGUUCAAUCUUGGCUUUGUAACGUGCCUGGUGGUAAUUUAGGAAUGGUCAUGUCUAAAGGGGAAUCGAUGAAGGAGCUUAAGAAAUGCCGUGUUGAGAAAGGAGGUUCCAAAGGAUCUUCAAUGCAGAUUGUUGACAAUACUGAUAAUGAUGAUUUACUCUUGAAGACCCUGAAGCGGCCUAAACGAUCAUUAUUGAAACCAAAGAUUGAAGCAAUAGAUGGUUUGCAGGGCCAACAGCAGUCUGUUGAAACUGUGUUAGUAUCAAAUUUUGGUGGAGAUGAAGCAACUGAAGAUAGUGGCUUGACGACUUCAAGGAACGAUUUGGAGUUUAAAAUAUCAAAAAGAAUUGCUCUUAAUAGGUGUCCAAUGACAGUUAAAGAGAUCUUUGACACUGGUUUGCUUGAUGGGAUUCCAGUAGUUUAUAUGGGUACAAUUAGUAGUAAGACAGCUGGUCUUCGGGGCAUCAUUACAGAUGGAGGAAUUUUGUGUUCUUGUUCCUUGUGCAAGGGACGCAGAGUUGUUCCACCUUCCCAAUUCGAGAUUCAUGCUUGUAAACAAUACAAACGUGCAGCACAGUAUAUCUGCUUUGAAAAUGGGAAGAGCCUGCUUGAAGUGUUGAGGGCAUGCAGGAGAAGACCACUGCACAUGCUAGAAGCAACAAUUCAAAAUAUCCUUAGCGCUUUACCUGAGCAAAAGUAUUUCACUUGUAGAAGAUGCACAGGUUCAUUUCCUGCUAUACAUGUUGGCAAAAUUGGGCCACUCUGCAAUUCAUGUGUAGAGUCAAAGAAAUCUCAGUGCAGCUCAAAGAGUGCACCCAGUGCACGAGCUAGAUCACAAGAACCUGUUUUGAUGUCACGGCCCUUUGGAAGUGCAUCAUUGUCUGUCUUUCCACAAAAUAGAAGACAAUGGAAGAAAGAAAGCAAGUCAUCAGAGCUUGAUCUGACUUCUAGUUCACCAGAGUGUUCUUCUUCUUCAUUAUCUACUUCUUCAAAAAAUAGAAGUCCAUGGAAGACAUCAAGAAAGUCAACAAAACCAGGGUUAUUCACAAAGUCCUUGAAGGGUGCUUCAAUUGAAUCGGUUCAUAUUCCCUCACAAGAUAAGGGUCAAAGGAAAAUAAAAAAGAAGUCAGUGAACCUGGUUUUGACGCCAAAGACCUUCAAAGGUGCCUCUUCGCCAAGUUAUUCACCCAAUGGAAGUCAAUGGAAGAUGACAACAAAAGAUCAGCGAUUGCAUAAGUUGAUAUUUGAGGAAAAUGGACUGCCUGAUGGAACUGAAGUUGCAUACUAUGCCCGUGGACAGAGAUUGCUUGAGGGCUACAAAAAGGGCUGUGGGAUAAUUUGUUGUUGUUGCAAUUGUGAGGUUAGCCCCUCACAAUUUGAAGCUCAUGCUGGUUGGGCUUCUCGUAGAAAACCCUAUGCAUACAUAUACACAUCUAAUGGGGUGUCUCUCCAUGAAUUGGCAAUAUCUCUCUCAAAAGGUCGACAUUAUUCUGCCGAGGAUAAUGAUGAUGCAUGCUUCAUUUGUGCAGAUGGUGGGAAUCUUUUGCUUUGUGAUGGAUGCCCAAGGGCCUUCCAUAAAGAAUGUGCAUCUCUACCAACAAUUCAUGGUCGCUGGUACUGCAAAUAUUGCCAGAAUAUGUUUGUGAGAGAAAAGUGUGUGGAGCAUAAUGCAAAUGCUGUUGCUGCUGGAAGGAUUUUAGGAGUUGAUGCUAUAGAGCAAAUAACCAGCAGAUGCAUACGAAUUGUAAAAAACAUUGAGGCAGAGCUUAGUGGAUGUGCUUUAUGCAGGGCAUGUGAUUUUAGCAAAUCAGGAUUUGGUCCUCGAACAAUUUUACUGUGUGAUCAGUGUGAGAAAGAAUAUCAUAUUGGCUGUUUGAGGACUCAUAAAAUGGCCGAUCUAAGGGAAAUACCAAGAGGGAAGUGGUUUUGCACCUCUGAUUGCAGUAGGAUCCAUUCUACACUGCAGAAGUUGCUUACUUGUGGGUCAGAAAAGCUUCCAGAUUCUUUUCUGGAUGUUAUAAAGAAGAAGCAUGUAGAAAAAGGUUUUGGUGCUGAUAUCGAUAUUGACGUGAGAUGGAGACUUCUUAGUGGCAAAUUUGCUUCCCCUGAAACUAGAUUGUUGCUUUCUCAAGCUGUUGGCAUCUUCCAUGAAUGUUUCAACCCUAUAGUUGAUGCAACAACUGGGCGGGACCUUAUACCAUGCAUGGUUUAUGGAAGGAAUUUAAAGGGUCAAGAAUUUGGCGGAAUAUACUGUGCAGUAUUGACAAUCAACUCAUUUGUUGUAUCUGCUGGAAUAAUUCGAGUUUUUGGGAAAGAAAUUGCAGAACUCCCCUUAGUUGCUACAAGCAUUGCUAACCGAGGGAAGGGCUACUUCCAGUUACUGUUCACUUGUAUUGAGAAGCUGCUCGCAUUCUUGAACGUCAAAAACAUAUUGCUUCCGGCUGCCGAAGAAGCGGAAUCAAUCUGGAUAGAUAAAUUCGGCUUCAAGAAAUUAGGACUGGACCAGCUUAGGGAAUAUAAAAGAUCCUGGUGCCAGAUGGUGAUAUUCCAAGGAACUUCAAUGCUACAAAAGGAAGUUCCUCCCUGUCAAGAUUUUAUUAAUACGGAGCCGGAAGAGUUAUAUGACAGAGCGGCGUAAGGGAGAGCUAUGUUUUGAAGCCGAAUGAGUUCAAGGUCAAAGAACAAGAAGUGAGCUCCAUUUGUGAAGAGCUGGAAGGAGUUCCAAUGUGAAAUGCUGUUAAUUUUUUUUUGUCCAACUAUUAACGAAAACAGGCAGAGACAAGACUUGAAUUUGAUUGAAUAGUGAAUAGAUUUAAGUGGUUAUUAGGUUCGUAUUUGAUUUCUCGGAUUAUUUCAGUAAGUCCAUUCGGACUACAGUGGGACUGCUGUUCCUUGUUUCGUUUAUUACUUGUCUAACAACUCGAGGUGGACGAUGACGUCAGAGACAUAGGGCAUGCAUGUUUAUCGUGCUAGUCUUGCUUUUGUAUCAAAUCUUUAGAGGUUUGCUGGUUUGAUUAGUGUACCCAUUUACAUGGAAUUUGCAGUGUAAUUACCGUGGCAAUUCCUCCCUGUCUCCUCU
Messenger RNA from Hibiscus syriacus, 3846 nucleotides. RefSeq lists its product as uncharacterized. Bases 256 to 3405 code for a protein of 1049 amino acids. The transcript has 23 exons. The record is from RefSeq and is a predicted model, not a curated record. NCBI's taxonomy places the organism in Eukaryota, Viridiplantae, Streptophyta, Magnoliopsida, Malvales, Malvaceae.